This is a messenger RNA of Maniola jurtina (meadow brown), 1142 nucleotides long. RefSeq names its product ubiquinone biosynthesis O-methyltransferase, mitochondrial-like. Lineage: Eukaryota; Metazoa; Arthropoda; Insecta; Lepidoptera; Nymphalidae. The record is from RefSeq and is a predicted model, not a curated record. Gene Ontology annotation, biological process: ubiquinone biosynthetic process. Gene Ontology annotation, molecular function: 2-methoxy-6-polyprenyl-1,4-benzoquinol methyltransferase activity.
AGACUCUAGGAAAUAUUCAAAUAUCUGCAUUAUGCACAUUUCCAGUAACAUGCGAUAUGGUUAAAUAUGCGGAUUUAUUAGAUUGCAGUUCAGUCGCUAACAAAGAUUGGAAUCAUUAUCAAGUAGCACAGUUGUUGUUUCCAUGCACAUUAUAACACCAGUGGUAAAACUACUUUAAAUGAUGAAGAUGAUAACAAAAUUCUACGACUUACAUAAUGUUAAAACUCUGUUUCAUCGUUGGAGCCCGAUUUCUGGCUUUUCAAAUAAUAUUUAUUUUAAUUUUAAAAGAAAUGCUCACUCUACGAUUGACGAGAAAGAUUUGUUCCAAGCUAAUACUAAUCUACUGAAAACAUUUUGGGACACCGAAGGACCAUUUCGAGCGCUUCAUAGUUUCAACUAUAUUCGACUACCGUAUAUAAGAGACGGCCUAGUGGAUGUAGCGCCUGGUGAUAAAUUAUCCACUUGUCUGAAAGGAAAAAAAAUCCUUGACGUUGGUUGUGGAGCAGGGGUGCUCUCAGAGGGGUUAGCCAAGUUUGGAGCCGAAGUUACUGGAAUAGACUCUAGCAAGGAAUUAAUUGAAAUGGCACAACAACAUUGCUCUAAAAACAAGCAAACUAACUUGCCCACUUAUAUUUUGACUACGAUAGAGGAACACUCUAACAAGUACUUUGAAAGCUACGACGCUAUCGUAGCCUCUGAAGUUAUAGAGCAUGUUGCUGACAAGGAACUUUUCUUGGAAUCAUGCGUUCGUGCCGUAAAACCUGGUGGAAAACUAUUCUUUACGACGCCUAGUAGAACACGUGUCGCUCAGUUCAUUGUAAUAUUUUUCUGUGAAAGCCUUGAUAUUGUUCCAAAGGGUACCCAUGAAUAUAAAAAGCUUAUGAAACCAAGCGAGCUUAAAUCUAUGCUAGAAAUGAAUGACUGCUUAGUGGAAUCGACAAAAGGCUGUAUCUAUCAUCCGUUUGCGAAUUAUUGGGAAUGGACUAAAAAUACACUGUGCUUCUUUGCUACUCAGGCUGUAAAAUCUACUUAAAAUCACUUACCAACUUAAAAUAGACCUAAUUAUUUUUUUCAAUUACAAUUUACAUAUUAAGCUUAUUCUUUUACAUUAUUAUCAGUAAUUGAAUAAUUUAAUAUUUUUA